CUGAUCGCGCCAACAAGACGGAGCCGGUUCUGUGUGAAUGGUGAAAUAAAAAUUGGAGCCAAAAAUAAUAUUUUCUUCUUGUUAAAUUGUUGAGCCUUUUCCCGUGCCCCCGCUAUGACCACCUGCGUUUAGCCAGAGCCCACGAGAUUUGCCCCCAAAGACCAAUAAGUAUUACCGGUGGUCAGUGCAACACAUGCAUUUCGUCCAACAUCCCCUCAUUGUCAACAACAACAACGUGGUGGACAUACUGCAACCGGAAAAUAUUGAGUUUGAUGGGCCGCCCGCGGCGCGGAAGAUGAUAAUUGGCUCAUUUUCGAUGUUCGUAAUCUUCUCGUACCUGCAGCUGCUCUACAUCCUGGUGGCCAUCUACCUGGCGCUACACCACGCUCACCAUUAG
This is a messenger RNA of Drosophila biarmipes, 397 nucleotides long. RefSeq lists its product as uncharacterized. Bases 194 to 397 code for a protein of 67 amino acids. NCBI's taxonomy places the organism in Eukaryota, Metazoa, Arthropoda, Insecta, Diptera, Drosophilidae. The record is from RefSeq and is a predicted model, not a curated record. The transcript has a single exon.